AUGGGCAGAUGCUGUUGCUCUCUAAAGGUGUGGCAGUUGGGUUCUUCCUCACCAAACUUCACUCUGGAGGGACAUGAGAAAGGCGUGAAUUGCAUCGAUUACUACAGUGGUGGCGACAAACCAUACCUCAUUUCAGGUGCAGAUGACCGUCUUGUUAAAAUAUGGGACUAUCAGAAUAAAACAUGUGUACAGACACUGGAGGGACAUGCCCAAAAUGUGUCUUGUGCCAGUUUUCAUCCUGAGUUGCCAAUCAUCAUCACAGGUUCAGAAGAUGGAACCGUGCGUAUUUGGCAUUCAAGCACAUACCGCCUUGAGAGCACGUUGAAUUAUGGAAUGGAGAGGGUGUGGUGUGUGGCCAGUCUGCGAGGGUCCAACAAUGUCGCUUUGGGCUACGACGAAGGGAGCAUCAUUGUUAAGCUUGGUCGGGAGGAACCUGCCAUGUCCAUGGAUGCCAAUGGAAAGAUAAUUUGGGCCAAGCAUUCAGAAGUCCAGCAAGCCAACCUGAAAGCAAUGGGAGAUGCUGAAAUUAAAGAUGGAGAAAGACUGCCACUAGCCGUCAAGGAUAUGGGCAGUUGUGAAAUAUACCCCCAGACUAUUCAGCACAAUCCUAACGGGCGGUAAGCCAACACCAGAAUCUCUCCUGAGCUUCUGUGUAUGUUAGAGCAGGGUUUGCAUAUCCACAGUGUAUACCACUUUUAUUCUGUGGUGGGCUUCCCUCAUGAGCUUUUGCCCUGGAAUCCUCAACACAGCUGCAGGCAGCAUGCCAGUUGAUCGAGUUGGCAUGCAAGGUGAAAGCAUAUUUGCCUUUCUGGUUUUGUCCCACCACACAAUUUUGAACAGUUAAAUAGUUUUGUAUUUAUUCAUUUUAAAUGUACUGGGUUUGUGUUCUCCUUUGAGGGCAGGUAUCAUAUCUUACCCUGAGACUCAGUAGGUGCUCUAAAUACUUGCUAACUUAAGACGAAAAGGUGACUCUGAAGUAAGUAAAUGUCCUUUGAGAAAACUGGGAGAUUGGUAAUAAUUCUGCUUCUUAUUUGUAAUUUGAACCAUCAUUUUUGUUUCUUAAGAUUUAGAAAGCACCAAACAUCUUGAGUUUCAAGCAUGAGUUUAAACCCGUGCACCUUUAAAAGUUACUUUACAGUAGAUGUGGGCAUCUUAUAAUUCUGUGCUGAGUAUUGAAAAAGACAAGCUGUGUAAACCAAAUGUACUACUUGUUCAGUAAAUGAUAUCCAUAGUUACUUGUAAUAUAAUUUUCUUAGGAAGAUUAAGAAUGCAUUAUAUAUUUUUUCACUUAAUGUCAUAAAACAUUUUUUUUGCUGCAAGUUUUGCAUUUUACCAUUGGCAAUCUAAUAGCAGCCAAUACAAUAUAUAAAAAAUUAAAGAUUUUAAUUAUCAGAGAG
Leptonychotes weddellii (Weddell seal) is the source of this 1397-nucleotide messenger RNA. The record is from RefSeq and is a predicted model, not a curated record. Lineage: Eukaryota; Metazoa; Chordata; Mammalia; Carnivora; Phocidae.